UUUAUUGACUAACUUGCUCCCAAAUUUUAUCACAUUUUGUAUUCUUUAGCUGCAGUAAAGUUACAGUGCAAUUUUUUCGCACAAUGAAACCUUGUGUUGUAUUUCUGGUUUUGCUCGUACUUUUGUAUUUUUCGGACGCAGUUCCACAUAAAAGAGAAACCUUCUGCCAAGACAACCGAUGUUUGACUUGCAUUGGCCGUUAUUGCACCACAACAUGCGAAGGAGAAGAUUGCAAAAAGUGUCCUUUGGGUGACUGUUGCGAUGGUUCGAAAUGCAAUAUUUGCAGAGGCGCCAAAUGUUGCGAAACAUCAGAGUGCAAUAGCUGCGUUACUGCAUGUUUGAAGAAAUGCAUAGGGGAGUCGACUUGUCACUAUGACUGUUUCCAAGAAUGUCUACCUAACGGAAGUGGUCCAUCACACGAGAAUAAGACGACCUACUAUGGAACACCGUUGGUAAAUAACUACAACUAUCUGCCAGUUAAUGUUACCACAAUUAUCAACAUAACUAACUCACUUUACAACGAUAAUGCGAUCAAUAACCCAAUUUUUAUAAACACAACAAACCUUAAUAAUUAUACAGGAGAGCAAAACACCUAUCAUCGCAAACAAGUGAUUCUUGGUGAUAAUAACAGUGAAAAGCAAAAUGAAACGCUAGUACUUUUUGACGCUCAGGAGGGAACAAACACCAAACAAAAUUGCUGCGAAGUGGUACAUCCUGAACUUUGUAAAACAGUACCAAGAGAAAGCAGUCGUUUGUGUUUUACAGGAAAACACAACGAGUGUUCACAAAUUUGUAUCGGAAAACAUGUUCACAUAGUUGAAGACAAAGAACAAAAACAUCAGUGUGUGUCGAUUGCACACAAUCCAUAUUUCUUUUGCGGCCUUUAUGUUGUUGAAAAUUGCGAUGGUUGUUACGACUGCAAGAAUCUUGAAAAUGAAAGUGAUCCUAAAUGUAGUGAAGAAUCGGCUUGUUCCGAGAAAUGCAAGGCUUCCAUGAUUGAUGAACAGUUCUAUAACAGACUAUACAGAAAAGAUUGAUUUUUCAAGUUGUAAUUAUGUAGGGAGGGAAACCCGUAUUAAAACGUUUUUAGAACAAUAUGUUUUUUUAAUAGUGUAAAAAUAGUAAUUAAAGUCUUACACAUUGAA
Molecule: messenger RNA, 1145 nt
Organism: Tribolium madens (black flour beetle)
Lineage: Eukaryota; Metazoa; Arthropoda; Insecta; Coleoptera; Tenebrionidae
Exons: 3
Coding region: 84-1037 (317 amino acids)
Source: RefSeq, a predicted model, not a curated record